Molecule: messenger RNA, 3697 nt
Organism: Penaeus monodon (black tiger shrimp)
Lineage: Eukaryota; Metazoa; Arthropoda; Malacostraca; Decapoda; Penaeidae
Exons: 2
Coding region: 576-3512 (978 amino acids)
Source: RefSeq, a predicted model, not a curated record
CGCCAGCUUUCCUUCAGUGGGUCGACCUUGAAGAUUGGAGCUCCAGUCUCUGACUAAAACUUGUGAUUAACUGUAUCUCCACUGAAACACAUCGGUUAUAUCUGGCAGAAGUGACCAAUAAGAAAAUGGUUUAUCCAUAUAUAUACAAAUAUACAAGUAAAGGAAUUUGAUAGACGAGUGUCAAGCAACAGGUGAGCGAGAGUGAAGUGAAGUGACAAAGGAAGAACAACGAAGGACCUCACGAACUUCACCGACAUGACGAAACCUGGGAUCUGAGAUUCUGGAUUUGCGAAUUCUGCUUUACGCCUGUGAAAGUUAUUUACAACUGAGGUGAAGAUGGGGGUCGUGGCCAUGCGUCGUCGCCGCAGACUGAGGAGCCGGACACGUGCUUAUUUUGUGGCUGUGUAGAGGAGGCAGGACGCCGUUUUAUUUCCAAGAUACUAGGAUGAAGGAUUUUUCAAGCGGUCAUAUGACUGACACAAAGUUCAGGUGCAUUUUCCCUACAGGAUUGUUGUAGCUAGGCAUACAGUACCAUGUAAGCAUACGCAGAUUCCUGGAAGACGGUGGGCGUCACCAUGGCGUGCACAGCCGGAUCUCUCAGCGCGUCCGGCCUCGGGUUAGCGAUCAGGUAUUUGCUGCUGGCAUGGAUCGUCCCGUCCAAGACUACAUCCUUAAUCCAGAUGCCGAUGGCAGCCUACACCAAAAAUGAUAUCUGCUUCGGGAAGUAUUUCAAGGCCAUCACCAAAUUUGGAAAACUGGUCCUUACCACGUCCUUUAUGCUUGUUUACCACUCUCUCGACACCUCUGACGGAACCAUGUCAGUCAAGGACUACUGUCUUCAGAAAAUGGCCUGGUCCAACACGAAAUUCAGGGAAGCUUUCAAUGCAUCAGAGAGGGAAAUUCUAUCUAAAAGCCCUCAAGCAAACGAUUUCACUUGUGACAUCUCACUUGCCUUUAAACUGAUUACAACUAUCCUGGGGAACAUAAUAGAACCCCUCAAGAAAGACCUCCGAGACCUGAAGAAUAUGAGGAACAGGGUGUGCCAUGAGGACGUGGACAUGGACGAGGCAGAGUUAAAGGAUCGGUUGAGCAACCUCAAGAUGGUCUGUCGGAACAUCCUCGAGGGAGUCGGCACUUUGACAACUGAAGACACCUCAACUUUAGUGCUAGAUAUUGAGAAGGGACUCCAGGACUUGUUAGAGGAUAAGCUAGAUAUUCUAGAUGUGGAAAACUAUGUGCAAGACGUCGAAAACUUUCGAAAAGAGAAACAUUCAAAGAUGAUAACAGAAGGAAGAAAAGAACUGAUGGCUACUUAUUCCAAAUUAAAGAUACUCAAUCCUUGCACUUGGCUAAGUGACAAUAAGUUCAUCAGUUUUGCUGUAGAUAAGAUCUUUACCGAAGUGAAAUUGAUGGAAGGAGUUAGAAGAGUCAUGAUGAAUGACAUCUUGAACAUCACUUCACUAAAGCAAAGAUUCAUCGCACGGUUGAUCAUCAUCUCGGGGGUGAUGGGUGCAGGGAAGACUUCCCUUUACCGCUACAUCUUGGACGAAUGGUGCAAACGCUCUCUGACUAUCACAGGCCUAACAGCUAUUGAUAUGGUGAUUGCCAUUGAGAUGAGGACUGUCAGCAGUAAUUCACUAGUUCAGUUCCUGAGGGAGCAACUCUUGUGUCACACCUGUAGGUCCUUCAGUGAAAGUGACAUAAUUCCAAUUUUACAAGAUAUGAACAUUCUCUUUGCUAUAGAUGGCAUGGACGAAGCAAAUUACCAUGGGAGAGCUCUUGUAAGAGAAAUAGCACACAAAUUCACGAACUCCCACAUCAUCGUCACUACAAGGCCUGAGCACUCACUAGAGUUGAUGCAAAUGGCUGAAGAUCACAUUGUCCUCCAAAUCGAGGGUUUUGACCACGAGAGUCAAAUCCAUUUCGUAGAAAAAGUUUUUGCUUCAGUUUAUUCACAAAAUACACAAGGGAAGGAAGCAGAAGAAUUCUUGGAGUACAUGUCUACAACCUGCAAACCUCUCAUGAGUCAUUUUGCUCUUCCACUAACAUUAGCAUUGCUAUUAGUGUUGUGGUUUGACGAUUCAACCAAAAUGUCCAGUAUCACUACCAUUACGCGCCUACACCACAAAAUAUUUGAGAUGUGUCAACAAAAGCUGGUGACACGACUUGAGGCCAAGGGAGAGGGCCACACAGUAUCUCUCGCACGAAAAGUGCGUCGCUGGGUCCUCGAGCUUGGCAAAGUAGCAUGGAAUAUGAUGGAGGAGGACCUGCUGUACAUCAGUGAGAAACACGCUAAUGAAUUAAUGGAUGUAUGUGAGAAAGAAGGCUUGGACCCCAUACAAACAAUGUCCGCUUUCCUUAACUGUGAAGUCAACGACACAAUCACUGGUAACAGGCAUCACUUCUCUUUUCACCAUACGUCUGCCAUAGAGUUUCUUGCUGCUAUGUACAUGGCAGACAUUUCAGCCUCUUGGGGAUCACUGGGGACCACCUUUGAUGAGAUUGACUGCACAGGAUACAGGGAUCUUCUCAUGUAUCUAACAGGACUCUUGAAAAUGAAUGGAACACUGAACAUGAAGCUGGCCAGUCAGCUGAAAUACGUGCUCUUAUAUAACAUGAAUGUGUGCCCUAGUGAUUACAACAUCUGGUGGAAUCUGCUGCGGGAAGGAGAAAAUGACCAGUCAUUGUGUCAGAUGGUGGGAUCGAUUGUAAAUCAGGCAGAUAUUUGGACUGUAAAUUCCUGGGAUUCUCAGGAAACGACUGAAGCCAAAAUGAAUCUAUUAAAGCAAACUGGCGGUGCUCCUGCUGAAGUAGUUAUCAAUGUCAACUACAAAACGGCCUUCAGCAGCUGCCCAAAAUUACAAAAUAUUGUCUCCUUACUUGCAACAGCAGAGAAGUCGAAAGUAAAGAUCUAUUUAGAAAAUGAGUUUCACGCCACCGGAGAAACAGAAGUGUGUGACCACUACUUCGUGCCUUUGUUAAAGGCUAAUAGACUAGUAGAAUUUAAAGGUCACAUUGGCAGGGAUUUUGCAUCAAAACUCGUUAGUGCUACCAAUGCCCAGUCCAUUUUCGUGAGAGUCUCAGACAUUCAGGCUCUAGUUAAACUUGGUGAAAGUAUGCGGAAACACAGACGAUGGAAAGUAAAGUUCAUGCCAUCACGUAGAUGGACUUUGAAGUAUGUAGAAAUCUUUUUGGAUCUAAAGAAGGACACCGAAGUGUCCCUCAUCCCAGACUUGAAGUAUCCCGGCACCUUAGUGGUAAAGUUGUCAGGCAUCAGUGAUACAUCAGCCGCUUGGGCGGGAGCGGUUCUGAAGCGAAUCAGUAGUCAGUAUACCUCUGUGAUCCUUCAAGCCUGCCAGAUAACCGCUUCUGGAAUGGAACAGUUAAUCGGUGAAAUAAAGGGAGUGAAGGUCAAAGUGUUUCGUGUAAUGUCUGAUGUUACUGUGUCAGGGGACGAAGUGAAAUACCUAGCCAAAAAGAGUAACAUAAACAUUGGCUGGAGCCUAACGUAACAGCGAGCACUCGGGUUGUUUUCCAGUGGAAUGUGAUAUUGUGAUAUGCUGAUGUCUCAGCUAAACUAUACAAACAUUAUAGGUCGUGAUGCCAGGGAUGUGAUGUGGUUAUCGCUGACGAUAAAUUUUCGUUAAUGUAUGUUAUUUAAUGAUUUUGUAUGAUUUUAUUACAUUACUGUAUUUUU